Messenger RNA from Chionomys nivalis (European snow vole), 5224 nucleotides. RefSeq names its product mitochondrial transcription termination factor 1 (gene Mterf1). Bases 456 to 1592 code for a protein of 378 amino acids. The transcript has 4 exons. Gene Ontology annotation, molecular function: double-stranded DNA binding. Gene Ontology annotation, biological process: regulation of DNA-templated transcription; termination of mitochondrial transcription. NCBI's taxonomy places the organism in Eukaryota, Metazoa, Chordata, Mammalia, Rodentia, Cricetidae. The record is from RefSeq and is a predicted model, not a curated record. Gene Ontology annotation, cellular component: mitochondrial matrix.
AGUAAAAGUCAUCUGCCGCGAGUUUUGUUACCGCGCGAGUCCUGUGUGUGGCUCCGGGUGAGGCUGGGAGCUGCUGCGGUGAUUAUAAGUGGGUCGCGUGUCUGUGCUCUACAGUGCCAUUGCAGAAUUGCGCUGGGGAUAAGGAAAGCCUGUGAUGAGGAACUAAGGGAUAAGACAGAAGAAGACAAUCAGCCCUCGUGGUGCUUAUCGCAGAUGACGUUAAUCAGAGGAGAGCUGAUUAUCUAUGGGGACUGCAUAGAUAUGCCCAGUUCAGUCUUGGCCAUGUUGAAGAUUUAGACAGUAUUUGCUUGAGGGUGUGAUGGAGAAGAAGGUUCAUUGUAGAUAUGAGGAAGAGAACAGCCAAACAGCCAGAGGCAUUUGAAAGAGUUCAAGGUGGACAUAAUCAGCAGACUGAGCCGGACUCUGUGAGCAUUUGAAAACCUUUGGGCUAUCUGAUGAUGGCGUCGAGAAAAGUCUGGAGUAUGGGAAAGAGCUUCCUCUUUGGUUCAAGAGGUUGGAUGAUCCAAUAUUCAGCAGAAAUUUUUCUCAAGUCGGUUUCAUUUCGGCCUUGUAGUGGGAAAUGUGACAGUGAAGACAGGGAACCUUCGGAGAAUGAGGACCUGCUGAACAACUUGCUCACCAUGGGAGUUGAUAUUGACUUGGCAAGGAGACGGCAGCCUGGAGUUUUCAACAGAGUGGUUACGAACGAGCAGGAGCUGAGGACAUUCCUUCUCUCCAAAGGAGCGAGUGACAAAGUGAUUGGUAGCAUCAUCUCAAGGUACCCACGAGCCAUAACACGCACUCCCGAAGGUCUUUCAAAGCGGUGGGAGCUGUGGAGGAAGAUUAUGGCAUCAGACCUUGAAAUUGUAAAUAUUUUGGAGCGUUCUCCUGAAUCCUUUUUUCGGUCUAAUAACAACCUAAACUUAGAGAAUAAUAUAAAGUUCCUCUGCUCUGUUGGAUUGACCAAUAAAUGUCUCUGCCGACUGUUGACCAGGGCUCCUAGAACCUUCUCCAAUAGCCUGAAUUUGAAUAAACAAAUGGUUGAAUUUUUGCAGGAGACAGGUGCAUCCUUAGGUCACAACGAUCCCACAGAUUUUGUCAGGAAGAUAAUUUCUAAAAAUCCUUCCAUCUUAAUUCAGAGCACGAAACGGGUGAAAGCUAACAUUGAAUUUUUGCAGUCAACUUUCAACUUAAACACAGAGGAUCUGCUGCUUCUGAUAUGUGGCCCAGGAGCUGGAAUCCUAGAUCUUUCCAACGACUGUACCAAAAGAAACUAUGCAAAUAUCCAAGAGAAGCUGCUCUCUCUCGGAUGCACUGACGAGGAAGUACAGAAGUUUGUCCUAAGCUAUCUUAACAUGGUCUUCUUAUCAGAGAAAAAGUUUAAUGAUAAAAUAGACUGUCUAAUAGAAGAAAAAAUCAGCAUUUCACAAAUAAUUGAAAACCCUAGGGUUUUGGAUGCAAGCAUAAAUACAUUAAGAACUCGAAUCAAAGAGUUGGUACAUGCUGGGUAUGAUUUGAGUUCAUCAAACAUUGCUCUCCUGUCCUGGAGUCAGAAAAGAUAUAAAGCUAAAUUGAGAAGAUUAAAUGGGUAGGGCAGUGCUGGAGCUGUCUCAAGAAAUCGUUGCAGUCUAGUGUUAUUUCAAAAAGCAAACGUUUUAUUUUUAAAAAUAUUUUAAAAAUGUCUAAGAUUGCAUUUAUUUGUAUAUGUGUUUUGUGUGUAUAUAUUUUUUAGGGUGUUCACGUGCGUAUGCAAAUGCUCACGUGUGUGUGCAUGCCAUGGCUUGUGGACAUUGAGGACACAUUUUAGGAGUUGGGCCUCCGUCAUCAGGCUUCAAGGCAAAGUGUUUUACCCACUGAGCCAUCUUACUGGCCCACGAGUUUUGAUUUUCACCACAGACAUGCUAUAGUGAUUCUGUGGAUACUUUGUUUAUAGGUCAUAAGAACUCAUAGUUAGUAUGCUCAGAUAUGGUCCUUCCAGCUACUUCUUCCUAGUUUAAGUUGAUGUAACAGUCUAUAUGUGGUGUGGGCUGUGGCUGCUAUGGAGCAGUAGUUCUGAAUUCUACAUUAGGACAAUGUCUUUGCUUUCACAGUUUCUGUUCAGCUUUUAACAGUCAGCAGGUUUGGGGCUAUAGCUUAGUGGGCGAAAGCUUUCUCAGUACGUGGAAGGACCUUGAUCAGAUGUCCAACACAGGAAAAAGAAAUUGAUGCUUUUACAUGCAUUAGUUCUGUUUAUUCUCAUUGUUUUCAAUUCCAAGAGUUUCUUUUAUUUCAUUAUAGCUGAUGUGUAAUGCCUAGAAAAAUAGUAAAAUAUGAGUUUCCAUCAUUUACAUUUUUUUUCAUUUGAACAACUUUCCCAUGACAAAAUUAACUAGGGGUUGUGUUUGAUUUCUUUUAUACAGGGAUAAUUUAGAAAGUAGAAUAAUGGCUCCCCAAAGAUGUUAAUACCUUAGUUGCCAGAAGCUGAGGAUAUAGUACAUUGCAGAUGUACUAAAUUAAAAUGUAGUUAAGAAUCUCCGCACUUGGAAGAUGGAGGCAGGAGGACUGUGAAUUUGAGACAAGCCUGGUUUAUAACCUUGAGACUGUCUCAAAAAUGCUUAGGUGAAAAGUUUUAAGAAGGGGAGAUGAUCCUCAAUUAUUUGGAUGGUCAUUAGGUCAUUUAAUCAAAGGCCAUUAAAAAUGGAAGAAGGCUGUAAAGAUGUCAGAGGAUGCAGUAUUUGUCUGCUGUUUUUGGCUUUUAUAGAGGAAGAGCCGUAGGUAAGGAAUGUAGGCGCCUCAGGCAGAAGUACAUUCUCCUUUAGGGGUGGGCCUGUUGGCGUGUUGAGAUUAGCUCAGGGGACCAGUAUCCAGCCCUGUUCUAUAGCACCACAAGAAUAAAUUUGUAUCGUUUGAAGAUUGUACCUGGCUAGCAGAAAUUGUGUAGCAAUUUUGGUUGUAAGUGCCAGGAGUUAUACAGGAUGGACAGAAAUAUAAUAUACAAUCAUUGGGCACUAAAGAUGUGGUUGGCAGGCAUAUGGAUAAUGACUGUCUGUUGAAGGGAGUUGUGGGCUGCGUUCCUGGCUGCCUGGCUAGCUUAUGCCCCAAAAUAACAACACACAAAUUGUAUUCUUUUAAAUACUGUGUGGCUCAUUAGUUCUAGCCUCUUACUGGCUAAUUCUCACAUCUUGAUUAACCCAAGUCGUGGUGGCUUACCAGGAAGAUUCUAGCCUACGUCCAUGUUGGGCCGGAGCUUCAUUGCGUCUGCCCUGGAGAGGAGCAGCAUGGCAUCCGCCUAACUUCCCUUCUUCCCAGCAUUCUGUUCUGUUUACUCCACCCACCUAUGUUCUAACCUAUCAGGCCAAGCAGUUUCUUUAUUAAUUAACCAAUGAAAUCAACAGAUUGAUACAUGACACUCCCACAUCAACUGUCCAGCCAGAACUAACUUUUCAAAUAAUAGGGUUUGAAUGCAGUUGAAGUAGAACCUUUUAAACAAAGCUUUAAAUCAGAUAAGACCUUAUGUAGAGGCACACAGACCACAGAGCUAGGCACAUAGGCCCAUAAACAAAAAUAGGUUGCUGAUGAAGGCUUGAGCCAAUCCCCCCUCCCUUUCUCUCUUCUCCCCUCCCCCCCUUUCCCAUGAUCCCAUGCUCCCAAUUUACUCAGGAGACCUUGUCUUUUUUUACUUCCCACGUACAAAAGAUCCAUAAAUGUCAGUGAAAGCCAGUUCUUAAAAACAAACAAGAGCAAUACAAACAAAUUCCAAAACAAAUUCCAAAAUAUUUUCUGUUGUUGUAAGUGAAAGGAGCAUUCGUAUUUUCAGUGGAUGUGCAGGAGGGUGGGCAGGAAGUUAAAUUACAAGAAAGAAAAGCCUUGAUACUGUCUUCUAGAGAGAAGACACGUUUUGGUCACUCUUCCUGUUGCUUUUUUUUUAUACCACAUCCAUGCAAGCAUAUAUUAAUUGGGUGUAGUACCUUGGGAAAGUACCUUGAUCGUUGAUGGUGAUACUGGAUAUUCAGAAUGUAGGUGGGAGAAUUAUUAUUCCAUAUUACAACUUUGUAGUGAACGCAAAGCAUGCAUGCACAUAGAUUGAUUAGUCUUUACACAACACUGCAUUAAGAAAAAUGUAUUUAUUUGAUUAAUAAUGAUGCGGAAAGAGUAGGAUUGCACAGUGAAUCUUUUAUCUCUGUACCAAAUUACUUACAGUCCUUGCUAAAAUAUGGUUUAAAUCAGAACCAAAAUCUUGCAUGUAUUUCGCAUUUUUUCUUCCCUUCUUACAUAGCUAAGCUUUGUGAAUUUUAAAGAAAAACAAGUGAAAACAGAUGGGUCAGCCACAUUUUUAAAGAUUGGAAGAAUUCAGAGGCAUGCACAUCUUUUGAUAAUAAUUAAAAUGAGCAGGAAGAUACGCAUGGGGGCUAGAGAGAUAGCUCAGUACUUAGGAGUACUUGCUGCUCUUGAGACCUGGAUUUGGUUCCCAGCACCCACAUCAGGCAGCUCACAACCCUCUUUAACUUUAGCUCUAGGGGAUCUGAUAGCCUUCCGGCCUCUCUGGGUACCUGUGUGCAUGUGUGCACAUAUACACAUUAGAUAAGUAAAAAAUACAAAUGGCUUGCUGAUGAUAUUCUAUUGGCAAUUGUUUUCUCCCAUUAUCAAAACUAGUCCUGUCACAGCUCAGUGUCUCAAAGGUUCCUGAGGCAAUAUGGGAUAAACAGGGACAAUCUUGAAGAUCCUCAGUGCAGAGGUUUGUUGGCCUUUACCACACCUGUCUCUAAGCCAUGAGAUAGUCAGUCAGACUCAGGCCUCUGCUCUUCCUGGUACUGGAGAUAUAGCCAAGAACCAAUGGUUAGGGAACUCGUAGGUCCUAGGGGAUGGAUGAUAUCAAACUGCUCCUUAAAUAUACACCUGUGCCCACAGAUUAGUGCCCAGCUCUAAUUAAUCUCAGCUCUCAUCAGAGAAACUCCUUUGUGCAGUGCAGGGUCAUUAAUGCGGAAAUGCACAGCUAGUCUGUGGAGUGCUCAGCCAUUACUAUAACACACACCUUUCCUCAAACUCAGAGUAUUUUGAAGAGGUGGUUGAAAGAUUUUAAGAACCAGAAGUUGGGGCAGGCUUGGGCUAAACAAUAUAUUCUGGACAUGAAAAUGUCAUUGUGCCCAUGAGUACACAGCAGUUCUGGCUGUCUGCACAAGACCUGCACUAGAUCAAGUCAGGCAGCAUUCCAGCUCAGAGGGCAAACCGUGCACGAAAGUCUUCA